GAUUGCUUUCCUGUGGUGAAUAACUACCUUUUUGGGUCAUUAUUGCAAUUGAACACAGUGCAGCUCCUUUUUUAAUUCUUUAGUCAAGUGGUAGAUUUGACUUCAGUCAGUGAAGUCCAGAUGCAUGAGUCUGGGUCAGAACCAACACACCACGCCAUUUUAGCUAGUCAGACAGAGAACGGGAAUUACACCGAGAAUGAGAGUCGACUGAGCAGCAGCCACACUCCUCCUCCAGAGGCACCAAGGGUUCCAGUGUCAUUGUCGAUGAUGACCCCACCAGCAGAGGCUCCACAGCAACAACUACAGCAGACACCACAGCAGCCAAUCCUCAAUCCUCAGCAGCUCCAGGCUCUACUGCAGCAGCAGAAAGCACUCAUGUUACACCAGGUAAUGCAUGUUCAUGCAAGUCGUAUAUUUUUUUUACGUGUCUUUGUCCCCCUGGUUUUAUUUCAUUUAAUAUUUCUGCAGCAACAAAUUCAAGAGGUCUUCAAGAAUCAACAAGAGCAGCUAAAUAUGCAGCUGCUCCAGCAGAAGAAUGCUGGGAUCGUCAGCCAAGAGCUGACAGCUCAGCAGAUAGCCAUCCAGCAGCAGCUCCUUCAAAUGCAGCAGCAACAUCUCUUCAACCUGCAGAGACAAGGCCUGCUGUCUGUCCUUCCCACCAGCCCUUCCACAGCUCCAGCUUCUGAGAAUGGUAGCAUUGUGUCCACGGGUGGAGACACGAGAGAGUCUUCCAGUCAUCAAUCUACCACCAAUGGUCAUCACACUCUCUUGAAGAGAAAAGAAAGCGGGACAAUGGAUGAAAACACACAGAACAGCCAUCCUCUGUAUGGAAAUGGCAUGUGUAAAUGGCCUGGCUGUGAGACUGUCUUUGGAGACUUUCAGGCAUUUCUCAAACAUUUGAACAGUGAACAUACACUGGACGACAAGAGCACAGCACAGUGUCGUGUGCAGAUGCAGGUGGUGCAGCAGUUGGAAUUACAGCUGAAGAAGGACAAAGAGCGACUGCAAGCGAUGAUGGCUCAUCUCAAGUCCUCUGAACCCAAACCCGCAGCACAGCCUGUGAAUCUGGUGUCUAAUGUAUCCUUCUCCCAGGCAACACUGCCCAAAGGCCCUCCUCCUAUGAGUCUGUCUCAGAGUGCCACAGCGCCGUCCACACCCCUGACGCCAGUCUCUGAGUCCCCUUCAGUCCUCACUCCCAAUAGUUUGUUCACUGGGACCCCAGUACGGAGGCGCUAUAGCCGCUCUGUGAGCCAAGGUAAUGAUAUAAUCGACAAUAAAGAGUUCUACUUGAGCACAGAAGUUAGACCUCCCUUCACGUAUGCCUCUCUCAUAAGACAGGCAAUAUUUGAGUCACCCCGUAACCAGCUGACUUUAAAUGAAAUCUACAACUGGUUUACGAGAAACUUUGCAUAUUUCAGGCGCAAUGCAGCUACUUGGAAGAACGCUGUCAGACAUAAUCUCAGUCUCCACAAAUGUUUUGUGCGCUUGGAGAAUGUGAAAGGAGCCGUGUGGACAGUCGAUGAGAUUGAGUUCCACAGACGGAGGCCGCAGAAAACUGCUGGUAAUGGCUCUCUGCUGAAGAACUCUCAGAACCGUCAGGGCUUAGGUGGAUCUGCUCUUCAGAGCGGCGAACUAGACGGCCUGAACUCCUUCUUUCAACCAGCCUCUAUGGGCAGCAUCCCACUGCACUCCCUGCCUCAUAUUCUUCAAGAGCAGAUGAAUGGAGCCCUUGCUAAUGGAUCUGGUUACCACAGUGACAGCAGUGCAACACAGUCCCCUCCACAAGCUUUCAUUAAAGAGGAGCAGGAGGAUGAGGAGAUAUGUGAAAAUUAUCCCUACGAAUCUCCGGAGAGCACGUACGAGCACGGCCACAGCCCGGAGAUGAACCCUGACGAAGACCACGACAGUCCGGGGAGGCACAACCUUCUUCUCGACCGCAUGCCUUCUCUCUGACCAGGAGGAGCAACUUCUCCACUGCGAGGCCGUCUUCACUCACAGCCCGUGUGACUUUGUAUUUUAAAAAACAACAGCUUCAUCUACAUAACCAAACCACUAUGUUCUUGGGGAGUUCUUUUAGUUUUUUUGUUUUUUUUGUUUCCAUAUUUAUCGACCUUCCUCUUUUUUGUUCCUUCUUCUUCUGAAUCUAUUCUCUAUUUUGUUUUUUCUGUACAGUAUCG
Messenger RNA from Solea senegalensis (Senegalese sole), 2177 nucleotides. RefSeq names its product forkhead box protein P1-B-like. Bases 121 to 1953 code for a protein of 610 amino acids. The record is from RefSeq and is a predicted model, not a curated record. Lineage: Eukaryota; Metazoa; Chordata; Actinopteri; Pleuronectiformes; Soleidae. Gene Ontology annotation, molecular function: DNA-binding transcription repressor activity, RNA polymerase II-specific; RNA polymerase II cis-regulatory region sequence-specific DNA binding. Gene Ontology annotation, cellular component: nucleus. The transcript has 15 exons. Gene Ontology annotation, biological process: regulation of transcription by RNA polymerase II.